UAUGACGUCAUCCUGGUUGUUUGCAAGAAGAAGGAAAAAAAAAAAAAAGACAAGCGUUGGAGUUAGCUGUAGAUUUACCGUCUAAAAGAACGGAUUUAUGGUUAAAAUAAACUAAAACUCCCAUCUAGAACCAUGUCUACGCCAGCCCGGAGACGGCUUAUGAGAGAUUUCAAAAGGCUUCAGGAAGAUCCUCCUGCUGGGGUCAGCGGGGCUCCAUCUGAAAAUAACAUCAUGUUGUGGAAUGCAGUAAUAUUUGGACCUGAGGGAACACCAUUUGAAGAUGGAACUUUUAAGCUAGUGAUAGAAUUUUCUGAAGAAUACCCGAAUAAACCUCCCACUGUCCGAUUCAUCUCAAAAAUGUUCCACCCAAAUGUUUAUGCAGAUGGGAGUAUAUGUUUAGAUAUCUUACAGAAUCGCUGGAGUCCAACAUACGAUGUUUCAUCUAUUUUGACCUCUAUUCAGUCUCUGUUGGAUGAACCAAAUCCCAAUAGUCCAGCCAACAGCCAGGCUGCUCAGCUUUACCAAGAAAACAAACGGGAAUACGAGAAGAGGGUAUCGGCUGUUGUAGAGCAGAGCUGGAACGACUCCUAACAACGAGAAGAGUACUUCUCACCGCUGUUAAACUCAAUCUUUCAUUUACCUCAUUGAGAGAAAAAAAAGUUAAAAACUCAAAAAAAAAACUUAAGUGCCACAAGUUUAAAAAAAAAAAAAAAAAAAAAAAAAAAAUUGGGACUUUUAGUGCUUGCCAACAUGUUUGAAAAAUACCAGCCACUGAGGUUUGUGUUACUCUUGUGUUUUUAAUGUGUUCUUUUUAUUGCAUGAUGUGAAAUAAGUUAUUGCUAACUAAACUUGUAUUAUAUCUUCUGUUCUUUUUCUUUUUGUUGGGUGGAUGCUGUUAUUGUUCAGUUUCCAAAGAACCAUUUUUUUAUGUUUUUCCUGGUUUAAAGAAAACCAGCCAUUUAGAAUAUACUAAUUUUGUCAGAUUUAUUGGUGCAAUGGCAGAUGUCAGGUUUUUUUUUUUUUUUUUUUAAAGCAACAGACAUUUAAUAAAAACAAACAAAUUAUAUCAACCACAAUCUUGUUCGUAUAUUGAAUAUGGAAAUUAGCUCACUAUGUCUCCUCUCUCCCAAAUGUGGUUUUGGAGGCUAAUCAAACGAAAAAACAAACCCAAGUGGUUCUGGAUGUCAGAUAUUACACAUGUCAAGAUUUUCAACCUUUGGACAAAAAAGAAUGCCAGGUGGCAAUUUAGCUUUGAGAGAUGAUUAAAUACCAAACUCCUCAUCUCAACAGCAAGCAGCAUAUUAUGGCCCACUCAGAUGAACAAAUACAAUUUCACACUAUUCUUUGCAAUCACUGGCUUUUCUUGUACAGACUGUAAAGGGACAUUUUGUGGAGUCACACAAUUUAAGUGCAAAAUUAAGUUAUGUCAUUGCUUUUUAUAGAGAACGGCCAAAUUUGUUCACAAACCUGCCUGAAUGCAGUGAGUUCUGAUCAGAUGGAAUAGUUCAGAUAUCUGAUGUUGUAACAUGGAAGGUGGUAGAAUAACAUGCCGUUAAGUUUAGGUUGUCUACUGUCUGUCUUUCUUUUCUGGAGAGAGGUGGCAUAGUUCUAGUGGAACGAAACAAGAAUUGUGAUAACCAUGUGAGUAUACUAAAUUAUUACUCGCCACCUGCUAUGAAAAUGAUGCAGGUAUUUAUUUUCUUGUUGUCUUUGUUUUCCAUCUACAAAGGCUUUGGGGUAAACAUACAUGUUCUGUUCAUUUCUUUGUGGCUUACAUUUAAAGGUAAUUGAAGAGGAGUAUUUGUGCACCUUGUCUAACUGUAAUAGAAACUGAAAAACAAUUAUGGAUAGCCAAGAAAUGUGUUCAUUAAUCAGACUUUAUUUAGAGAAAAUAGUGGUGACUGUAUGAACACAGCUGUAGUGCUUGGGUUUCACUGAACCUAAUGGAAAGGGAGAUGUUCUAAAGCUAGUUUUUGUGAAUUUAUUAGGACAUGAUGUAUACUUCUAAUAUGCUGUAUAAACACAAUAAAGACAUUUUACAGACUUUAA
This is a messenger RNA of Polyodon spathula (Mississippi paddlefish), 2049 nucleotides long. RefSeq names its product ubiquitin-conjugating enzyme E2 B. The transcript has 6 exons. Gene Ontology annotation, biological process: protein polyubiquitination; DNA repair; proteasome-mediated ubiquitin-dependent protein catabolic process. NCBI's taxonomy places the organism in Eukaryota, Metazoa, Chordata, Actinopteri, Acipenseriformes, Polyodontidae. Gene Ontology annotation, cellular component: HULC complex. Gene Ontology annotation, molecular function: ubiquitin conjugating enzyme activity. The record is from RefSeq and is a predicted model, not a curated record. Bases 133 to 591 code for a protein of 152 amino acids.